This is a messenger RNA of Trypanosoma grayi, 606 nucleotides long. RefSeq names its product putative glycosomal membrane protein. The record is from RefSeq and is a predicted model, not a curated record. The coding region runs from base 1 to 606 and encodes 201 amino acids. NCBI's taxonomy places the organism in Eukaryota, Euglenozoa, Kinetoplastea, Trypanosomatida, Trypanosomatidae. The transcript has a single exon.
AUGGAAGUGACAGCAAGGUGUUUGGCGUCUGUCGAUUCGUUAGACAAGCUACUUCAGGGCGCUGGUGCACUGGUGAAAAUUGUCUAUGCUUUCUUGGGAGUAGGGUCCCUUCGUGAGUUUGCUUAUGCCACUUCUGACGCUCGGUCCCUCAUGCGACUGCUUUCAUGGCUAUCAAAUGUUCAAGUUGUGAGCCACGCUCUCGGAAAGGAUCAGAUUGGCAUGCGCGACGUCUUGUAUCUUAUCCACAUUGCUGGCGAAGGCGUGUUCAAGGUCUGUGACAAUGUUGCCUAUCUCGCAAGAAAGACACAGGGAAGUGUAAUUUCCUGCCAUGAAAUUGUUUUCACCUCCCGCUUAGGCCUUUUUGGGGCUUGCUUUGCCGCCGUCCUUAUCAGCCUGUUCGAUAUGCGAUGCGACCGUCACUUUCGCAGCCGCAGUAUGCAGUGCAUUCAGUUAUUCCAAAACCUAUGUGAUCUCCUCGUUGCAGCCUCCGCCAUUCGCUGUGCUGGUUUUGAGCUAAACUUUGUGUGGAAAUCUGUGCUGAUGCUGAUGAGCGCAUUUAUUGGGUGCGUGGACUGCUUCCGCGCUGCCGCGAUUAGGGUGAAAUGA